Messenger RNA from Peromyscus leucopus (white-footed mouse), 1903 nucleotides. Its product is annotated as zinc finger protein 707. Lineage: Eukaryota; Metazoa; Chordata; Mammalia; Rodentia; Cricetidae. Gene Ontology annotation, molecular function: RNA polymerase II cis-regulatory region sequence-specific DNA binding; DNA-binding transcription factor activity. The record is from RefSeq and is a predicted model, not a curated record. Gene Ontology annotation, biological process: regulation of transcription by RNA polymerase II.
AUGCCACCACCGCCCCGGCUAACCCACGAUUUCUAUGCAGGUGGGACAAAAGGAUUUUGGAAAGUUGACAGUGGUCUGGGCCGGAAGUCUGGCACGGAGAAGGCUCCGGUCCCCACUCUCAUCCUAGAGCGGCCACGGAUGUCCUCCGGGCGGGGCCUCGGGCAGCUUCCGGCCCGGGCGUGCAGCGGUGGUGUGGGCUUUGUGGCCGCCCCGGGGCUGCGCGGCCGGGUGGGCUUGGCUUGGCUCCGCGCCGUCCUCUUGCCGCCGGGCUCCGGGUGUCUGCAGCCUCGCUUCCUUGGGGCCGAGCCCUGCGUCUUUUUCUCGCCGAGCUGGGUGUUGGUAGAUGCCUGGACCGGUCGCCCGAGGACAUGGAGGCCUCAAGGGUUGCACACUCAGCCUCGGCGCCUGCAGAUCAGGCCUCCGCUUGGCUGCUUGCAGGCUGGCUGCUCAGGUGAUGGAGCGCAGAGGGCUCAGGAACGCCACAGCCCAGCCCAGCCUCCACGGUGGAGGGAUCUGCAGGACCAGGGCAAGCCGGUGAAGGAGACAGGUGCACAACGAGUCAGGUGCACAGCAAGCGAAGGUCAGAGCUCCUGGGGGCUGCUGGGCGCACACUUCCGCUUUCCGCGGGCUUGUCUGGGGCUUGUCUGGCGCGCAUCAUUGAGUCGCGCUCCUAGAUUUGCCGGAAGCGGUUUCGGUCGCUGGCCUCUGGUCGCCCUGCUGCCGCGCCACCGGGCUUCGCGCCGAAGCCGACUGGACCCCGCGCAGCCCCUGCGGCCUUCAGAUGCGCCCACAUCUCGCUGCCGCUGCUCCCCGGGAGGCUGGACGCGAGCGCUGCUUCCGACGGGGCAGCGCUCCUCCCGGCGGGCUCACCGUGAGGACCCUCCGACAGACCUAUUUUCUCACCUGGAUCAGUGGGAUGAACCAUGGGUUGAAGACUGGGACAGACCUGAGUUUCUAGAAGCACAAAAAGGUGUCUGCCCAGGAGGCAGACAGUCCACAGAUCGUAAGAGAGCCCGUGUUCUGGCUUCAGCUCAUGAGAGGACCCAUCCACGGACAGGAGCCAAGAGGGGGGCUACCUUGAAGAAGAGUGUCCUGACCCUGGGUAAGGUGCGCCUCCCCAGAGCCACCUCUGGCGAGAAAGCGGACCACCAGGAAGCUUUCCAGAACCGGCCGUGUGGGAAAUCCUGCAGGAAGCAGCCGGGCCUGCAGGAGGAGGAGCCGUGCAGGGCUGCUGCGGAGGGACAGCCCUUCAUCUGCGGCACGUGUGGGAAGGCGCUGAGCUGCCACAGCCGCCUGGCUGCUCACCAGACGGUGCACACCGGGACCCGGUCCUUUGAGUGCUGUGAGUGUGGCCAGACCUUCCGCUGGGUGUCCAACCUCCCGCACCAGAGGAAUCACACCAGCGAGAAGCCCUUCUGCUGCGAGGUGUGCGGCCAGGCCUUCAGCCUGAAGGACCGCCUGGCCCAGCACCGCAAGGUCCACACGGAGCACCGGCCCUACGCCUGCGGGGACUGCGGCAAGGCCUUCAAGCAGAAGUCCAACCUGCUGCGCCACAGACUCGUGCACACCGGGGAGAGGCCCUUCUUCUGUGGCAGCUGCGGCAAGGCCUUCCGCACGAAGGAGAACCUGGGCCACCACCAGCGGAUCCACAGCGGGGAGAAGCCCUACACGUGCGGCGAGUGCGGCAAGGCCUUCCGGUGGCCCAAGGGCUUCAGCAUCCACCAGCGGCUGCACCUGACCAAGAGGUUCUACCAGUGCCAGCACUGUGGCAAGGGCUUCCGCCACCUGGGCUUCUUCACGCGCCACCAGAGAACUCACGGGCGCGGGGAGGUGUGAGGGGACCCGCAGGCAGCUGCUGGUCCUUCCCCCGGUUCUGGGGCUCCGGGCAAGCCUCGAAGCCCGU